Molecule: messenger RNA, 1041 nt
Organism: Plasmodium coatneyi
Lineage: Eukaryota; Apicomplexa; Aconoidasida; Haemosporida; Plasmodiidae
Product: KIR-like protein
Exons: 4
Coding region: 1-1041 (346 amino acids)
Source: RefSeq, a predicted model, not a curated record
AUGUACAAUGAAUUCGAGACAGGGAACGAAUCCCUUGUGCACGGUACACCUUUGUGUAAGUGGGACGAGAAGAAGACUACAUUGACGGCUGCCUUAAAUCCUGUAUUAACGAAAUAUGAAAGUAUUAAAGAUGAUAUUGAGCACAUUGCAAAAGCUUGGUGUAGCAUAAUUAAUGGAGCACAGGACCAAAGUGAAGGAGGGAAGAAAAUGGAAGGUGAUUUUUAUUAUCUAUUUUACUAUUGGUUGGGUGAUAAAGUAUGGAAAAGUGAACGGGAAAGUAAGCCGUUUUCAGAUGUUAUGAAUGAAAUUUAUACUGCACUCAAAGAGGUGCAUAGCAGUAUUCAGUAUGGAGAAAUUUGCACGAAAGAUAUUGACCAAAGCACUUUCAACGAAAUGAAACUAGCAUAUGAGUAUUAUAUGGACCAUGAAAAAAUAAAGGAACAAUUAGAAGGUGCUAAGCGUGAGGGUUAUCCUUGUACUGUUCAGUACAGUGAACUUCUGGAUAAAACUGUUUCAGCUUAUAAUAAUGUGUAUGGAAGUCUACAUGGUGAGGAACGUAGUGGUAAUCGCUAUUGUGACAAAUUUAAAGAAAUGUUCAACCAUUACGAUACCGUCAAUCCUCAAGAAAUAAAAUGUGAGAACGUAUAUACGGAAAAAUCGACAGCCGAUAUAGGUACCACUGCAGCCAUUUCCUCCAUAGUAGGAAUAGGAGCAUUACCAACAAUAGCCUACCUUCUUUAUAAAGUGAGUAAAUAUAAUAUAUUACCUUCAUGGAUUAGUAACCAUUUUGGAGGAGGCAACAGUAAUAGAAACAGAACCAACAGGAAAAAAAGAACAAUUGAAAACGACUUUGAUACGUUAACUGACACUUCAACACUUUAUUCAACAGACUUGUCAACAACUUCAACCGAAGACAAUUCUACCAUAUACAAUGAAAGGGAAGAACAAACAAUAGACCACAACAACAAAGGAAACCACAACAGAGACAAAGACAACAACAAAAGCAGACGUCAAGAAAUAUUAGUUAUGACCCUCCAUUAA